GCAAUGGCCGCUCAGGGAGAGCCUCCGGUCCAAUUCAAGCUUGUCCUCGUGGGUGAUGGUGGUACUGGGAAGACUACGUUUGUAAAACGCCACUUGACUGGUGAGUUUGAAAAGAAGUAUGUGGCCACCCUGGGUGUGGAGGUACACCCCCUGAUGUUCCACACGAGCAGAGGGCCUAUCAAGUUCAAUGUCUGGGACACUGCUGGUCAGGAGAAGUUUGGGGGCCUGCGAGAUGGCUAUUACAUCCAAGCCCAGAGUGCCAUUAUAAUGUUUGAUGUAACUUCAAGAGUAACUUACAAGAAUGUGCCCAACUGGCAUAGAGAUCUGGUACGGGUAUGUGAAAACAUCCCCAUUGUACUUUGUGGCAACAAAGUGGAUGUUAAGGACAGGAAAGUGAAGGCGAAGUCUAUUGUCUUCCACCGCAAGAAAAACCUUCAGUAUUAUGACAUUUCAGCUAAAAGCAACUACAACUUUGAGAAGCCCUUCCUCUGGCUCUCCAGAAGACUUACUGGAGACCCUAACUUGGAGUUUGUUGCCAUGCCGGCUCUAGCCCCACCUGAGGUGGUCAUUGACCCAGCGUUGGUAGUACAAUAUGAGCGUGACUUGGAGGUGGCACAGACCACUGCCCUACCGGAUGAGGAGGAUGACCUGUAAGAAAGUGAAGCUCUGAAGACAUCAGUACCUAGAUGUGCAGGCAACUGAUCUGUGAUGUCAGCAGUGUGGCCCAUGUGUC
Messenger RNA from Phodopus roborovskii (desert hamster), 733 nucleotides. RefSeq names its product GTP-binding nuclear protein Ran. Gene Ontology annotation, biological process: protein import into nucleus; ribosomal subunit export from nucleus. The transcript has a single exon. Bases 4 to 654 code for a protein of 216 amino acids. The record is from RefSeq and is a predicted model, not a curated record. NCBI's taxonomy places the organism in Eukaryota, Metazoa, Chordata, Mammalia, Rodentia, Cricetidae. Gene Ontology annotation, cellular component: cytoplasm; nucleus. Gene Ontology annotation, molecular function: GTP binding; GTPase activity.